ACUGUCCAAUCAAGGGCAUGCGUAUUUUUGUACUCUUCCUACUAUAAUUUCCAUUUUCAAUAACACCAAGUAUUUGCAGUAAAAAUUGAUUAAUUCUACCGAAUUCAUGCUCCUUUGUUUAGGGUAAGACACUUUAAUUAUCAGGCAAUCGGCCUGCCUGGCGAAAUUCUCGUUCCUGCACACCCACUAAUGCAAAGAACUGUAAACAGGGGAUUCCGCAGUUGUUUCCCUUCAACAAAACAUCCCAAUACUCUCUCAAGAUAUCAUAUCAUUAGCCCAAACAUUUGCAUUGAUAACGACAAUGUUAACAACUUUCCACAAAAUUCAAAUAUUGAAUACAACGCUGAUUUUGCCAUAUAUGAAGCCUCUAAAUUACUCCAAUCUGGAUUUGAACCAGACGGCUAUAACCUCACACACCUGCUGCUUCGAGCCUCGACUCAACUGGGCUUUGAUUCUUCUUGCCAACAACUUCACUGCUACAUUAUAAAAUCUGGGUUCGUCUCUGAUGUGUAUGUCUCAACCGCUUUAUUGGGAUUUUAUCGGAAAGUUUACUUAUUGAGUGAUGCUCAUAAAGUGUUUGAUGAAAUUCCUCAACCAAGUGUUGUUUCUUGGAAUUCUCUGAUUUCUGGGUAUGUGCAAUCCGGUCAAUAUCGCAAGGCUUUAGGCUUCUUUCUUGAACUUGAUCGGGAUACAGAAAUUUAUGCCAAUGCGUACUCCUUUACUGCGGCUUUAGCUGCUUGUGGACAAAUGAGGUUGUUGCAACUAGGUGCGAUGAUUCACUCAAAGAUUCUUCAAUAUGGCUUGGAAAAUGGUGUUGUUAUUGCGAAUUGCUUGAUUGAUAUGUAUGGAAAAUGUGGGUCUGUUGAAAAUGCAAUCCAGGUUUUUGAGGAGAUGAUUGAUAGGGACGUUAUUUCUUGGAAUUCAGUUAUAGCAGCAAGCGCUAGAAAUGGAAACCUUGAACAAGCAUUUGGUUUUUUCUAUCGGCUUCCUAAUCCUGAUACAAUCUCUUAUAAUGAAUUGAUAAAUGGCAUUGUUCAAUUUGGUGAUAUAAGAGAGGCUAUUAGUAUUUUCUCGAAUAUGCCAAAUCCAAAUUCAUCUUCAUGGAAUUCGAUUUUGACAGGAUACGUUAACAAAAAUCUACUUCCUGAAGCUCUAAAAUUUUUCAGUAAAAUGCAAGUCAAGAAUAUUCAAAUGGAUGAGUAUACAUUUUCAGUUGUUUUGAGUGGUAUUGCUGGUGCCUCAGCUUUAACAUGGGGAAUGUUGAUCCAUUGUUGCAGUGUUAAGCAAGGUUUGGAUACUUCAGUGGUUGUAGGGAGUGCUCUGAUUGAUGCGUACUCCAAAUGUGGGCAGGUGAAGAGUGCUGAAUCAAUAUUCCAAUUGCUACCCAAAAAGAAUUUGGUAACUUGGAAUGCAAUGAUCACUGGUUAUGCUCACAAUGGUGAUUGGACCAAGGUGAUCCAACUUUUUGAGCAAUUGAAAUUGGUGAGGGAUUUAAGACCCGAUUGUGUCACAUUUCUUAAUGUAUUAGCCGCAAGUUCACAUAAUGAUAUUCCAUUGCAUGAGGCAAACCAGUACUUUGAAUCAAUGAUUAGGGAUUACGGUAUUGAACCAACAGUUAAGCACUGUUGUUCCAUGGUUCGUCUCCUAGGACAGAGAGGAGAGGUUGUGAAGGCAGGGAGAAUGAUAUAUGAACUGGGUUUUGCAUCAUACGGGGUGCUUUGGAGAGCUUUACUUGGUGCUUAUGGAGCUUGUAAGGAUUUAGAGGUUGCAAAGUUUUUAGCUGCAAAGGUGAUUGUAUUGGACAGUCACCAUGAUUAUACUUAUGUUAUGAUAUCUAACAUAUUUGCAUGGCAUGGCAGAUGGAGGGAAGUGAGUAUGUUGAGAAAGUUUAUGCAGGAAAGGGGGCUGAGAAAAGAAGCUGGUUGUAGCUGGAUUGAGGUGGAAAAUGUCUUUGCAUAUUCAUCAAUGGUAAGAUGAGGAUGCUUAAAACUUGGCAUAUAAGACAUUAGCCAAGAAACACAUUAGGCGAUCUGAAACCAGUACACCCUGGUUGUAAUAUUGUUGAUGCCAUCAUGUGCAAUUUCUAAUGCAGUGAGGUGAUAGUUAAGACACCAGUCUGAUAGAAUUCAAGAAUGGAUCUAGUACUCGGAAACUGUUCAAUUAAUCAAAGGUAAAUUUGGCAAAGCUGAAAAGUAGGCUUCUUGAGGAUGUUGUUGUAGCAAAUAAAGUUCCUUCGGAAAGAUACAUCUCAUUUUUCAACGAAUUCUUUGGGGGCAAAAGUAAUCUCUCUAGCGUCAACUACUUGUGAAAUCCAGCCUAACAAUUUUUCUUGGUAUUUUUCUAUGGGUAGAAAUUGAGAAGAAAAUACCGCUGGACAUGCAUCAA
This is a messenger RNA of Mangifera indica (mango), 2385 nucleotides long. RefSeq names its product putative pentatricopeptide repeat-containing protein At5g47460. NCBI's taxonomy places the organism in Eukaryota, Viridiplantae, Streptophyta, Magnoliopsida, Sapindales, Anacardiaceae. The coding region runs from base 190 to 1977 and encodes 595 amino acids. Gene Ontology annotation, molecular function: protein binding; RNA binding. Gene Ontology annotation, biological process: RNA modification. The record is from RefSeq and is a predicted model, not a curated record. The transcript has a single exon.